Messenger RNA from Bacillus rossius redtenbacheri, 2631 nucleotides. RefSeq lists its product as uncharacterized. Lineage: Eukaryota; Metazoa; Arthropoda; Insecta; Phasmatodea; Bacillidae. The coding region runs from base 1645 to 2220 and encodes 191 amino acids. The transcript is spliced from 6 exons. The record is from RefSeq and is a predicted model, not a curated record.
AACACUCAUCUUGGGGCACUGAUUGAAUUAAGUUAAGUACCUCAUGGUAAAUUUAGGCCGACCGCGGAACUGUACGUAAAAGGUUGAAAAGAAAUUACACUAUUGAUAACUACAUGUCGGUGAAUGCAAAGGUUGAAGGUUCCGCGUUGCGCGCAGGCUGCCGGCCUCUCGAGCUCCCGGAAGGGCACUGACUGUGUCGCCGCGCGCGACCCCCCUCCCCCGACAGCCCUCCCGCGGAAACGUGUGAAUUUCGCGGGAAUUUGAACCGGCCAGGUUCGGGACAAAUCGCACAGUGAAACAUGAUUUUGCAAAGACUUAAUUAUUAAUUAAUGGAAAAUAAUGUUUAAUAAAACCUGUAGAAAACAUAAUUAAAAUAAUUUGUUGUAGUGCGGCGGAGGGACAUGCCACACCCGGCCGGAUCCUUCCGCCGGUGCAGCACUCGUUGCAUGGUGUUCGCCUCGUCGCACGCACUGCACUUUGAUGCGCGCACUAGCGCAUUCGGUGCACACGUUUUUACGAGAUGCUGAUGAGGCAUAGCGGUCUAUGCGACAGAGGAGCAUUGGCGGUCGGCGUCAAAUGGUGCUUACAUGCGUGGGGAAAAGAGCGGUGUACAAAGAAGGCUACUCAACAUAAAUCCUCUUGCAUUCUUUGUACCGUGUGGAAGCCACAGCUGGAACUUUGUAUUGGGAGAUGCUGCUUCAUCUUGUGCUCAAGCGCAGACAUUUUUUGGUCUUUUGCAAAGACUGUACACAGUUUUCUCUUGCUCAAGUGAACGAUGGGGUAUUCUGAAGUCGCAUGUACAUUUCUCUCAAACCUCUUUCCGAAACCAAAUGGGAGUGCAGAAUUGAAUCUGUAAAAGCUGUGAGGUAUCAGCUAAGCAAUGUUUGUGAUGCUUUGUCAAGUCUUCGUAAGAGUAACACAGACUGUGGUUUAAUAAGUGAGUGUCAAUCGUUAGAAAACGAAAUUACUACAUACUCUUGUGGUGUGGUACGAUAUUCUUGUCAAAAUAAACACCAUCAGUAAGGUAUGGCAAAACGUAAAUGUGCAUUUAGGUGUGGCAGUUAAGCACUUAAAAACAUUGAUCAAGUGGUUAGAUGAAUAUCGUCUGAGUGGCUUCAAUACGGCAGGGGGGGGACACUUCAUAGGGCAAGGCAAUCGCAUUUUUCCAGUUGCUAUACAGUUUUAUCCAACAUCUGAGCACGAAAAUUUUAAUCAAAAUACCACGUUGAUUAAAUAAAUAUUACAUUUGUUUUAACAUUUUAUCAAGUUUAUGGCAUAAAUUGGUAUUGUUGAAAUGAAAUUAAUAUAUUUACUUAAAAGAAAAUAAACAAAUUUUCGUUGGCAUGUUGAACCACUUGUUUAACCAACAACACCAUAAUUAAUGGCGUCGGCGUUGAAUUAAGUAAUAUUAGGUUUAAUAAAAAACUUUCUAAGGAAAUUUUGUUUCAAUCAUGUUGAAAUAGUAAUCUCGUUAAAUAAUAUCAAUGAUUUCAUGAACUACUUUAUAAAUCACUGUUGACUGUUAUGAAACAUGCCUGAUUCGGCUACGUGUUGUGUUAACUACUGGUACAACAAGAGAAGAGAUAAUAAUAAUUAAUUUUACUUUAAGUUUCCGCUUGACGAAAUUAGGAAGCAAGAACAUUCAUGGGGUACAACUUCCUGGGCUCGUCGAUGUUGGCAAGACUGGGGAGAUACAUUGAGACGAGUCAAGGCUUCUCGGUCAGAAUUGAGACAAACAAGAGGGGAAAACAAAAGUAUUAUGAAUGUACUGGAGGAGCGACCGUGAAGUCAUGCGUCGAGAAAUUAAAAAAGAACAGGUCGUCGCUUACAGCUGUGCGCGUCUUGUUGAUGGUGGGGCUCAACGAUAUCCUGAAAGGCACACGCUCAGACCACACAGCAAGGGAUUUUAGGAUCCUGCUGAGAAUGUUGAAGGAGAGGCAGUGCCAUGUGGUUGUGAUGCUUCUGCCACCGGUACCGCGCUUCCACCCGAGCAGCAGGGAGGAGCGGUACCGCGUGUGGCUAAACUACAAAAUGCAGAGAAUGGCAGAAAGUAUGAAUUUCCGUGUCUUGAAUGUGGAAGCCAUAUUCCGCACAUGGGAUGGAUCGGUGAAGUUGGAGUUCUUCGAAAGGUUCAUGGGCGCCAGCAGAAGGACGGACAACAUUCACUGGAAUACUCAGGGAAUGUUUGCAGUCAUGGGUUUUUUGAGAAACCAUCUGUAAUAUUACUUAUAAGGGCUAUUCUUCCGUUAAAAUAAAAACGAAGUAAUUAGUAAUUUAAUUUGUAACAUAUUUUCACAAUUGACCUUGCAAUUGCGAGUAUAAUUUUUAUGUAUUUGUUACAGUGCAGUUUCCUUAACCUCUGUAUGUAUUAUCUAGGAUUUUCAAGUUUUAUGUACGGCUAGUUAUAAGUUUCCUUUGUUAUUUUAUACUAGCUGAAAUAGUACCCGGCGUUUCCCGGGCUAAAGCCCCCUUCUUAGAAGAAUUUCCGAAAACUUAGUUUUAUAGUUGAUGGCUAUUAUGAAGGCAAGGUUUCAUAUAACAUUGUAUGGAUAUGCAAAUUAUCUAACUUUUUAGAUUUAUUUCUUUGAUGUAUUUAUCUUCUAUGGUCAUUACAUUUUUAUGGCAAUGUGA